Sus scrofa (pig) is the source of this 1255-nucleotide messenger RNA. RefSeq names its product E2F associated phosphoprotein (gene EAPP). The record is from RefSeq and is a predicted model, not a curated record. Gene Ontology annotation, cellular component: nucleus. NCBI's taxonomy places the organism in Eukaryota, Metazoa, Chordata, Mammalia, Artiodactyla, Suidae.
CAGGAAGUGCUGGCGGAAGUGGUGUAGGAGCGCUUUAGGGAAGGGACCGGCGGAGUAAACAGAUAUCCUGUCGACGCCUGAGGACGGUGUUGGUGGGUGCAGGCCACCAUGAACCGCCUCCAAGGUGACUACGACCCCUACGCAGUUGAAGAACCUAGCGACGAGGAACCGGCUUUGAGCAGUUCUGAAGAUGAAGUGGAUGUGCUUUUACAUGGAACCCCUGACCAAAAGCGGAAACUCAUCAGAGAAUGUCUUACUGGAGAAAGUGAAUCAUCUAGUGAAGAUGAAUUCGAAAAAGAAAUGGAAGCCGAAUUGAAUUCCACCUUAAAAACAAUGGAGGACAAGUUAUCCUCUCUGGAAACAGGAUCUUCCUCAGGACAUGGGAAAGUUGGAACAGCUCCAACAAAGUAUUAUGACGAUAUAUACUUUGAUUCUGAUUCUGAGGAUGAAGACAAAGCAGCACAGGGGACCAAGAAAAAAAAGAAGAAACAACACAGAAUUCCAACAAAUGAUGAAUUACUCUAUGAUCCUGAAAAAGAUAACAGAGAUCAGGCUUGGGUUGAUGCACAGAGAAGAGGGUACCACGGUUUUGGAAUACAGAGGCCACGUCAACAGCAACAACCUGUUCCAAAUAGUGAUGCUGUCUUGAAUUGCCCUGCCUGCAUGACAACACUGUGUCUUGACUGCCAAAGGCAUGAAUCAUACAAAACUCAAUAUAGAGCAAUGUUUGUCAUGAAUUGUUCUGUCAACAAAGAAGAGAUUCUAAGAUACAAAACCCCAGAGAACAGGAAGAAAAGGCGAGGUCAUAAGAAGAUGAAAUCUAACCAUGAAGAUGCUGCAGAGCAGGCAGAGACCAAUGUGGAAGAAAUCUAUCACCCAGUCAUGUGCACUGAAUGUUCCACUGAAGUAGCAGUCUACGAUAAGGAUGAAGUCUUUCAUUUUUUCAACGUUUUAGCAAGCCAUUCCUAAAUAGCUAAGUUGGCAUUUAGUUGCCCAGUAUAAUGGUGCAAAUAUGGACAUAUUUGCCUGCUUAUCUCAAGUGACAUUCUAAAUUGUUAUUUGAGGGAACAGUGUUUUAUCUUUAUCUUUUUGAAAGAAAAUGGUUAUCAACCUUCAUCCUUCUCCCUCAAAAAUUUUUUUUCCCUCAGCUUUGAUGGGACUCAUUAUUCAUACCCUUUUUGAUAGAUAUUUGGAAAUUGGGGCUUUUUAUUUAUUAAAGCUCUUUAGAAUUAAAAUGUGCUAGAGUUAUAAGUAA